UCAAGUUUCUGCGCCUGUCUUGCAGUCCAGUGCCCUGCGCCGCGAAGAACUCGUUCCCUGAGCUGUCUGAGCUGCUGGCAAGUCGCAAAAGCUCCAGGAGGUGCAGGCUGUCCCGCGUGCCCACAGGAGAAGGAAGGUCGUCUCACCAUGGAAACUCUGCACACUGAGGACGAAGGCAUGCCUUCCAACCAAAGAAUGACUGAAAGCAGACAGCCACAGGCUUCGGGAAAUCCAGAGGCAGCUAGUACUCCGGAAAACAAGGACGAACUCGGGAAUAAGGGAAAGACAGAAGUUAAGCAAAUGCUCCUGGAGAAGGGAAAGCCUGAGAGUGAGGGAAAGGCCAAGGAAGGCGAGCCGGGGAGUGAGGGAACCGCAAAAGAGAAGGGUUCUGCAAAGCUGGAGCCAGAGACCAGGGCUGCAGAAAAGCGCCCGGCCGAGGAUGAUGUACCCAGGAAAGCCAAAAGAAAAACCAACAAGGGGCUGGCUCAGUAUCUCAAGGAGUAUAAAGAGUCCAUACACAAUAUGAAUUUCAGCAAUGAGGACAUGAUAAGAGAAUUUGACAACAUGGCUAGGGUGGAGGAUGAAAGGAGAAAAUGCAGACAGAAACUGGGGGCUUUUGUGUGGAUGCAAAAAAAUUUACAGGACCCCUUCCACCCGAGGGCCCCAACGGAUUUCAGGGGUGGCUGCAAGGCCCCACGAAGGGACCUUGAAGACAUUCCUUAUCUGUAGUGUCCCUGCAGGCAUUUGUCACAUCCUGUCUUUUAACCUUCCGCUAAUUCUUGGCUUUAGAUGUACUGUUACUCAAGUGCAAUACUCCUGUUUCCACAGCGAAUUUGCACCACCGGCAUUACAAAAUGUCAUGAUUCUUGGAAAAAUAAAGCAAAGAUGG
Messenger RNA from Ochotona curzoniae (black-lipped pika), 889 nucleotides. It is a transcript of the gene TCEAL2, whose product is annotated as transcription elongation factor A like 2. The transcript has 2 exons. Lineage: Eukaryota; Metazoa; Chordata; Mammalia; Lagomorpha; Ochotonidae. The coding region runs from base 148 to 729 and encodes 193 amino acids. The record is from RefSeq and is a predicted model, not a curated record.